This is a messenger RNA of Daucus carota subsp. sativus, 903 nucleotides long. Its product is annotated as F-box protein At5g07610-like. The record is from RefSeq and is a predicted model, not a curated record. Lineage: Eukaryota; Viridiplantae; Streptophyta; Magnoliopsida; Apiales; Apiaceae. Gene Ontology annotation, molecular function: protein binding. The coding region runs from base 1 to 903 and encodes 300 amino acids. The transcript is spliced from 2 exons.
AUGGUAACUAGGAAGAACCCUAAAUCUCAAAAAUUAUGUUCACCAUCAGCAGAAUUGAUCGGGGGCAACGAUAGCUUACUGGAUCUUAUCUUUCCCCGUCUCCCUGUCAGAUCACUGACCCGAUUCAAAUCGGUAUCAAAACAAUGGUGUGCCCUUAUCUCCGAUGCCCACUUCGGCCGCCGCCACACUGUUGAAAACCCUAGUUCUCGCAUCCCCUCUGGACUCUACUUAUACAGGCCUGUCUGUUAUCGGGAUAAUACAGUUCAUUCAAUCUCUGUUGAUGAAUUAGGGCGUAAAAUUCCUUCUUGUUCAGAUACAGUUGAAAUACCUGAUCAUGCUCCAAUUAAGUUGAUGCGGAUGGUAUAUUCAGAAACUGGUCAAUGGGUAGAUACCAGUGUUUCUGUGGUUGGAACUGGGCUGGAAUUUGCCAGGGGUGAGUAUUGCAAUGGUGCAUUUUAUUGGAUCCGGGUAAACAGGCUAUCUUGCUAUCGUUUUGAUAUCGAUGCUGAGAAAUUGACCCAAAUCGCUUUGCCUCCACAGGCUCGUGGUUCACACUUCCGGCAUUUUGGAGAAUCUUGUGGACACUUGUACCUUGCAGGUGUCCGAGAUAAUACAGCAAAAAUUUUGAAUGUGUACGAGCUGAACCUGGUUAAUAUGAAGUGGAAUAUCAAGCACUGGGUUCAUAUUGAUCGUCUGAUAUCUUCAUUCCCACAGGUUAAUGUGAAUGGGGGAAAUCAGAUGUGUCACUCCACCCAAUCGAUAUUAGGUGUUCUUAGGGGAGAACGGGAUGAAGACUCAGCUCUUAUUGCAAAUGUUUUGGGCACAGUUGUUUCGUAUAAUUUCAAGAGUAAGAAGGUUGAGGUGCUGCUAUCUGAGCUCCAAUGGAAGGAUUAUAUUAGGUGA